This is a messenger RNA of Equus quagga, 1142 nucleotides long. It is a transcript of the gene TNFAIP8L2, whose product is annotated as TNF alpha induced protein 8 like 2. The record is from RefSeq and is a predicted model, not a curated record. Bases 69 to 623 code for a protein of 184 amino acids. Gene Ontology annotation, cellular component: cytoplasm. NCBI's taxonomy places the organism in Eukaryota, Metazoa, Chordata, Mammalia, Perissodactyla, Equidae. The transcript has 2 exons. Gene Ontology annotation, biological process: negative regulation of inflammatory response; regulation of apoptotic process; negative regulation of T cell activation.
AGCUUCCCCAUUCUGUCAGCUCUCCCGGAACAUUCAAGGCAAGACUGGCAUCCAGCGUGGCAGGAACCAUGGAGUCCUUCAGCUCAAAGAGUCUGGCGCUGCAAGCUGAGAAGAAGCUACUGAGUAAGAUGGCAGGUCGGUCUGUGGUUCACCUCUUCAUUGAUGACACAAGCAGCGAAGUGCUAGAUGAGCUCUACCGUGUGUCCAAAGAGUACACGCACAGCCGGCCCCAGGCCCAGCGGGUCAUCAAGGACCUGAUCAAGGUGGCCGUCAAGGUGGCCGUGCUGCACCGCAGUGGCUGCUUUGGCCCCAGUGAGCUGGCCCUGGCUGCCCGCUUUCGCCAAAAGUUGCGGCAGAGUGCCAUGACAGCGCUCAGCUUUGGCGAGGUGGACUUCACCUUCGAGGCCGCUGUGCUGGCCGGUCUGCUGACUGAGUGCCGGGAUACGCUGCUGGAGCUGGUGGAGCACCACCUCACGCCCAAGUCACACGGCCGCAUCCGCCACGUGUUCGACCACUUCUCUGACCCAGGCCUGCUCACGGCCCUCUAUGGCCCUGACUUCACUCAGCACCUUGGCAAGAUCUGCGAUGGGCUCAGGAAGCUGCUGGAUGAGGGGAAGCUCUGAGAGGCCUGAACCCAGCACAUCCCACUUUGGCAAAAUGGCUGACUGAGAAAACAACAGAUAAUGGGCUGUCUAACCCUCCUCAUCCGCACUAACGCUUUCCAAUCCUCAGGCUUCAGUCUUCCCCAAGAGUGCUUUUGACUCUGAGACCACCCCGCCCCCAAACUGCUGGUGGAGAAGAAGCAAUGCUGAGGAUUGAGGCCUCUCUCCCACUGCAGCCCCAGGACAGGAAGCAAAGCUGCCUGAAAAAGAUGAAGUGAAACUUGGAUCUCUAUUUCCCCCAUACGGGAUGGCUGAAACAGGGAAGCCCCCCUCUCCUGUGAACCAGGGGAAGAGCGCAGAGCCCAUUUAACCCCUCCGGGGACACUAAAGACAGACGAGGAAGGGGACCCUUAGAGACAUCCUAGACCUCCAGCUCUAGACAGAGCCUGGGUAGAUACCAGAGGCUCUGUUCCAGAGUGCAGGAAGAAGGGGCAAGAGCAUGGGAGAGUCUCACAGGAGAAAUAAAACUACUAAAACAUG